AUGCGAUCUCUUGGCCAAAACUUAUCGCAAUCAGAGCUGCAAGAGAUAAUCAACGAAAUCGACACUAGUAAGAAUGGCACUAUUGAAUUCUCAGAGUUCCUUGCUGUGACCUGCCAAAAACGAAAGGAUGCUGACUACGAGCGGGAGAUCCGUGAAGCAUUCGAAGUAUUCGACCGCGAUCACACCGGCCACAUCACUGCUGCAGGGUUGCGACAUGUCCUGAUAUCUCUCGGUGAGGACGUGACGGAUGAGGAAGCUGCGGAAAUUAUCCGACGGGCCGACCAGGAUGGUGAUGGUCGAGUCAGCUGUAAGCGAAUCUAG
Molecule: messenger RNA, 321 nt
Organism: Aspergillus pseudoviridinutans
Lineage: Eukaryota; Fungi; Ascomycota; Eurotiomycetes; Eurotiales; Aspergillaceae
Exons: 2
Coding region: 1-321 (106 amino acids)
Biological process (GO): spindle pole body organization
Cellular component (GO): central plaque of spindle pole body
Molecular function (GO): enzyme regulator activity; calcium ion binding
Source: RefSeq, a predicted model, not a curated record